CCUCUCCCAGAAACGAGUCCCCAAAAUCCCGUUGGAUUUACCACCGUGUCCCUUGGGUUGUGUCCCCACCUCGUGGUGGACUCUGCGGAUCCGAUGGCUUCUCGUGGCAACCUGGGGGUUGGAAAGGCGACUGGGGAGAAAUCUCCGCCUUUUUUUUUGAGAUUUAACAAAAGACGGGAUUCCCCAGCUUCGCGCUUACCCGUUUGGGGCAGUUUCCAGCAGCUCCACCCUGGGCUUGGGUUCAUUUCCUUUGAAUUUGGGGUUUUAUGCCGAAAGCAGAAGAAUGUGGGCAGCUCCAGGGUGAUGCAUCCCCCCCCGUAAGUAUCUAAACCAAGGGCUCGACCCCGAGAUCCAACUCUCAGCAAGCCCCAUCCCACCCUGAAAGCAAAAUCCCCCUCAGGAAGGGAUGUUCUGUCCCCUCCUGUAUUUUUUGGGGGGAGCAUCUCUGGGGCUUUCGUCACCCCCUUUCCCAGAGGGGAAUUUUAAUGCUGCAUUUUGAGCUUUCGCCGGAGCACGAAUCCACCCGGAUCUCCUGCAAAUCUGCCUCUAGAGAGACCAAACAAGCCGUUUGUGGGGUGUGUUUUUGUAGCUGAAUGCAACACGUUUUGUGUUUUCCCCCGUCCCCGGCUCCGUUUUUCUCCGCCCUCUGCCGUGGGAUGGGAGCAGCGCUAAGACCCAAAGAGCUAGAAAACGUCCCCCCAAAUUCACUGGCACCCUGCAAAUUGCAAACACAUCACCCAUGCUCUUUCCUGAUGGUUGAAAGGGGUAGGAAAGAGGGGAAAAAAAACCCAUAUAUUAGUCCAUGGGAGCGACAGCGCUGCUCUGGCAGUGGGAGGAGGCGGCGGCUGCUCUCCCCAGCGGGAGAAGACCUUCAGGCACCUUGUUUUGCCCCAAAACUUUGAAAAAAAGCAGCGUUCCUUUGGGAAACGGCUCCUUGUGGGCAGCGGCGGCGGGUGGAAGAGCAGAGCGAAGCCGCGAGGGAGCGUUUUUAAGGGCGACUCCGAGCACAAAACCCACCGCCGGUCUCCGAGCCCGUUGUUGCUCCGAGCGGGCCAUCCAGUGGGAGUGUGCCUUGAGAGAGCGCUCACUGGGGAUAAGGGCUCUCACCCCGCUGUCACGCCAUUGCGGGCGUUCUUCUCGGGCCAUUUUGGGUGGAAACGCGGUGAUUUUUAGCCCCUGGGGGCCAUGGGAGGGUGCUGGACCCCCCCUCCCUCCCCGGUGCGGUAUUUGAUGAGGUGUGCCCCGAGGCCCCCAGGCCGGGGAGUUUUCCUGCAGGUUUUGGUAUGAAAUACAGCAAAUUAAAGGUCAGCCUGGCCCUGGAAAGUGGGAUUUUGCUUCUGGGGAGCUGCAGGUGGAGGGUAAAGGAUCCACCUGAAGAAACCUCAAAUGCCACCACCAACAUGCUCCAGAAAACUUCCUGGUGUUGGGGAUAAUGAACUGCAGGGACAACCAGCAUCAUCAGUUAAUUAACUCCACAUUACACAGAGCCCAGGGGCAGCCGGGGUCAACAGGAAGGUGGCAGCAGAAAUGCAGCAAGAGCCACCCCUCGCCAGGUUCAGCCAUCACCGCUAAUUGUUAGCGCAGGUGUUAGUCAUCAGCAGCAUGGUUUGGCAGCUGAAUGCUAGAAAGUUCUAAGAACGAGGUACAGUUGGAUGAGGUCUGAGGAAGAAGUUGUCUGUGCCGAGGGGGGUGAGCCAGGCAGGUUGCCAGAGAGGCGGGAGAUGCCUGGGAACAUCCCGAGUCCGGCUGGGUGAGGCUUUGAGCGAGCGCCUUGAUGGAGGUGAAGACGUCCCUGCGGAUUUAUUCCAUGAGUGCCAUGGGAGAAGGGAACAGAUCCUGCUCCAGCGAGGGGAAUGUGGAGGAGCCCCUGAGUCCCCAGGACAGAGGGAAAUCCCCACACGCAGAGAUGCCUCGGGGCACAGAUGAAAGGCCACGCAGAGGACUUGUGGGCAGGUGCCCCACUCUCCAUCCAGUGUGGGUCGUGGUGCUGGCUGUGCUGGUGGCUCUGGUGCUGGCUCUGGCCGUGGCUGUUGCUGCACUCUCAGGAAGACAUGGAGGGGAUCCAGCUGUGCCUGCGGCUCUGGUGCUGGCCUGUCCUGAGGACUGGGUUGGGUACCGCAAUGUCUGCUACUACCUGUCGAGGGCUGAGGGCAGCUGGGAGUGGAGCCAGGAGCAGUGCUCCUCGCAUGGGGCCUCGCUGGCCAUGCCCCGGAGGGAGUGGGAGAUGGAGUUCCUCUUGCGCCUCAAGGGCAACAUGGAUUACUGGCUUGGGCUGCGGAGACGGGGCGAGCGCCUGCAGUGGGUGGAUGGCAGCAGCUUCAACCAGAGGAUCCCAGUGAAGGGCCAUGAACCUUGUCUGUUCUUGAAUGACCAUGAUCUCAUGAGUGCCAGCUGCUCCCAGGUCCGGCCCUAUCUCUGCAGCAAGCCCCAAGAUCUGAUGGGAACCACAUGACAGAGGGCUGGCAGCGAGUGAAGGCCUUUUCUGCUCCUCACACCGCCCUGCCAGCGAGCAGGCUGGGGGGACACAGGCGGGACAGCUGACCCCAACUGACCAAAGGGACGUUCUGUACCAUGUGACGUCGUGCUCAGCAUUUAGAACUGGGAGAAGAACCAAUGGAGAGGACGUUUGGAGUUGGUGCGUUUGAGACGGACCCGUUAAGAUGCGUUUGAGAUGGACCCAAGUCAUGCAGGUGGCUGAACACCUUCCUGCUGAUGGGAAGUAGUGAAUGAAUUCCAUGUUCUUCUCUACUUAUUAA
Messenger RNA from Chroicocephalus ridibundus (black-headed gull), 2756 nucleotides. Its product is annotated as C-type lectin domain family 2 member B-like. The coding region runs from base 1775 to 2452 and encodes 225 amino acids. The record is from RefSeq and is a predicted model, not a curated record. The transcript has 7 exons. Lineage: Eukaryota; Metazoa; Chordata; Aves; Charadriiformes; Laridae.